Messenger RNA from Mycotypha africana, 528 nucleotides. RefSeq lists its product as uncharacterized. The record is from RefSeq and is a predicted model, not a curated record. The coding region runs from base 1 to 528 and encodes 175 amino acids. Gene Ontology annotation, cellular component: nucleus. NCBI's taxonomy places the organism in Eukaryota, Fungi, Mucoromycota, Mucoromycetes, Mucorales, Mycotyphaceae. The transcript has 5 exons. Gene Ontology annotation, biological process: positive regulation of neuron differentiation.
AUGAAUACGAAUGAAGUCAUAUCCAGCGAUUCGCAUCAAUUGAAAGAACAAUUAAGUUUUUUGGAAACACUAAGGCGAAAAACACAAUCACUCGUGGAUUGUAAAGCAGCACUGCUAUCAAAAACCGAGAUUCUCAAUAGAAAGAAGGAUUUAUUAGAAGAAACGAUCAUGGAAAAACAACGACUACAACGAGAAAAAAGAGUUCUACAGGAAAUGCUACAGAGUAUUAACCAAGAUCUCACUUCGAUAGGUGAGGCUGAGAAUGCAUUAACGAAGGAAAGUCGGGAACUAGAACAAUCUGUUGAAAGGAUCAAAGACGAACAAUAUGAGCCUUUACACGAUCAAGUCAAUGAGUUACGAACGAAGAAUGGUUUACAGAAACUCCCUCACAUCAACCAAGAAUUAGAAGCUCGAAUGGCAAAGAUUUUGGAAGAAAGACGAGUUAAAUGGCAGCAACAAGAGAGCGAAUCAUCGUUCGCGUCUGCAAAAAAACGAUGCAGUGGCAGAUCAAGAAGAGACAGAGGCUAA